UACGCCGAGAUGGGCUGGUUCCCCCUUAUUUGCCGUCACGGGAUCGUGCUAGCCUAUACAGACAUGAUCAAGGAGUUCGAAAACGCAAAACUCCCCUUGGCCUUGGUCCAGUGGCUGGGACAGAGGUACCCGGGCCGCAUAAUCUUUGGGUACGACAUAGGAUGCAGCUUUGAAAAGACUUUCCAACACGCACCCCUGCUUUCCCGC
This is a messenger RNA of Filobasidium floriforme, 207 nucleotides long. RefSeq lists its product as uncharacterized. NCBI's taxonomy places the organism in Eukaryota, Fungi, Basidiomycota, Tremellomycetes, Filobasidiales, Filobasidiaceae. The transcript has a single exon. The record is from RefSeq and is a predicted model, not a curated record. The annotation marks the transcript as partial.